Molecule: messenger RNA, 561 nt
Organism: Atta colombica
Lineage: Eukaryota; Metazoa; Arthropoda; Insecta; Hymenoptera; Formicidae
Product: tctex1 domain-containing protein 2-like
Exons: 4
Coding region: 1-561 (186 amino acids)
Biological process (GO): microtubule-based movement
Cellular component (GO): cytoplasmic dynein complex; cytoplasm
Molecular function (GO): dynein intermediate chain binding
Source: RefSeq, a predicted model, not a curated record
AUGAGUAAAUACCAGAAUAAACAAGACGCUUCGGUGCCGAUACCAAAGAAUAAAUUAUGGCAGAUUCUGGUCCAAAAAUUGAAUGUAAAAAUGCCAAUGGAUUUAGAGAACCAAACCAAGAGAAAAACGCUGUCGAAGCUUUCCAUGAUUGGUUUCAAUGGAGCCGGCACACUCUUUCACAAGCGAGAUCGACUUAAGAUCCCGAAAUAUCAGAACACCUAUCGUCUAGAACCGUUUAGAGCUUUUCACGCAGUGGCGGUCGACAAGAUCAUUCGUGACGUAAUGGAGAUCAAAUUAUCGGCGAUUACAUCAUACCAGCCAGAUCAGACAUCAAAAUUGUGUUUGGAAAUUGCCAGCGACGUGCUGAAGGCUGUCUGCAAAAAGGAUUACGACAGAUACAAGAUAGUGACGCAAGUAUACAUAAUCCAACGCUUCCAACAAAGUAUGCAUACGGCCUUCCAGUGUCUCUGGGACGUGGAACGUGAUAAUUACUCGUAUCACGUGUUUGAAAACAAUCACAUAUAUGCAUGGUGCUGUGUGUUCGGUAUAUAUUAUGAUUAA